Molecule: messenger RNA, 1161 nt
Organism: Ciona intestinalis (vase tunicate)
Lineage: Eukaryota; Metazoa; Chordata; Ascidiacea; Phlebobranchia; Cionidae
Source: RefSeq, a predicted model, not a curated record
UUGGCUAAAACAGGAUAUGAAUACAGGUUUAAAAGAAUUGAUGCUUUAUGCUUGUGGAAAGAUUGCUCAAGCAGAUGGAGCAUGUGAUGUUCUACUGGAAGUUAUAAUGGCAGUUAUUAACAGUGGUUUUUGCAAUAAAAUUUGUGGAUUGAUCAGUGAAAAUUUGAUAGUAAGUAUGACGGAUUCUACUAAAGCAGCCAGACAAGUAUCAUGUUGCUUGCACCUAAUGUCAAAGUGUCUUGACUUAGUACCAAAUGCAUCGGUUAAUGAGGUAUCGAUGUUAACUAUUGUGGUUGAAAGAGUAGUUGACACAAUGGAUAUUGGACACCUGGAAAAUAUUAGUGAACGACUGGAAGAAGUGAAAAUACGUAAAGAUGAAGCAGUUAGGAAGUUUAUGGAAGAUCGUAUUGAAAGAAAUAACAACUCUGAAGAAAGACUACCACUAGAUAACUUCAGAUCUACUUCUGUCUUACCCACCCUCGAUGAUAUUAUAAAGACAGAAAAACCAUUUUUAAGGAAAAACCGCAUUGGUGUUCCUUAUGAUAGCAGAAAAAGAAGAUACUCAGCAUGUGGACACAUCAUUGAAUUAUACUCUCAUUGAAACAGAUGCCUUUCUGAAGUCAUACCGCUAUGUUCUUGCAGAUUUACAAGAGAUUGACCAUCUCCCUCUAGAAGAAUAUAUUGUGCUCAAAGGAAAUACAUACCCCUUUGUAUUUGCGCAACCCUUAUUUUGCAUACACAUUUCAACCUUUACUUGGUAAAUUAUCAUGCUGGCUAAUUUUACAAACCUUUUGUCUUGUUUCAUCAAUUCAUUAUAAUAUUAUUGAUAGGUGAACCACAUUUUAUUAAUGUCCCCGAUCUAUCUCAAUGGCCAACUGCUGACGAGUUGCACUUGGACGAGUCACAGAAAUUUGCCUUGCAAACUGCCAUUACAAAAGAAAAAGCAUUGAUACAAGGCCCUCCUGGAACUGGAAAGACUUAUGUUGGGCUUAAAAUGAUGCAGUUGUUUCUUGCCAAUUGCAAUUCUAGUCAGUUAGAAAAACAUCCGAUUCUGGUGGUAUGUUACACCAACCAUGCACUUGAUCAAUUCUUGGAAGGAAUAGCAAAGUUUCAUCCUGAAGGAAUCGUAAGAUAAAGUUUUAAAUUCAAAUAAAGUUUUAA